Molecule: messenger RNA, 513 nt
Organism: Porites lobata
Lineage: Eukaryota; Metazoa; Cnidaria; Anthozoa; Scleractinia; Poritidae
Source: the annotation of a GenBank genome assembly
CCAAUAAAACCGGUCAGAUUCCGUACUCCAGUAAUCAAAUCUCAAACGAUACGUGGCUCACGAACCAAACUGUUUACAAGAGUCGCGGCUGGUUAUCUUGUAACGAUAUAUGUACUGAAAAAAGCUCCAGUUUACCGAGAAGGAUUUCCAGUCUAUGGAAGAUACGUAUCCAUUCCUAAGGAAAGAGCUGUGAGGCUGUCGUCCGAAAGAGUGAGUUUACUGGACUCAAAUGGGAACUUAUGUCUCACUCUGAGAAACUCCUCAAUACAUCGGACCCUGAAAGACGGAAUAGAAAAGAAUCUGUUUGAACUGAACUCGACUGUGAUGUACAAGACAAACCCGGAGAAAGUUAUCAGAAAGUAUGGCGUUGAUAACACAGUUUCACUGGAAGACAUCAAAGACAAGAACUUCACAGUUACGACUCGUGCUCGUUACAAUGUCACCGUUGUUGAAAAUACUAACUGUACCCAAGUGGAAAAGCAAAUCAAUGGAACAAUGAUUGAUUUGUAUGAG